Molecule: messenger RNA, 800 nt
Organism: Anneissia japonica
Lineage: Eukaryota; Metazoa; Echinodermata; Crinoidea; Comatulida; Comatulidae
Product: spindle pole body component 110-like
Exons: 2
Source: RefSeq, a predicted model, not a curated record
ACCGAAACGGAUACGUUGAGAGAAGAGGCUAAAUCGUUGCACGACGAGAUUGCUUCCGCAAAAGAAAAACUGGCCGAAAGCCUCGCCGACAACGAGAAGAUAACCGGAAAGCACCGUACGUCGGUCGCGGACGCGAACAGCAUGGGCAAACGGAACAAGAGGCUAGAAUCCAAAUUGGCGAAGGUCGUGGAAGAAAGAGACAAGCACAAAAAGGAGGUCCAGCGAACAAACAAGUUGCACGAAAUGUUGAAAAAAGACAUCGAAAAAACGAAAGAGAAUUUACAGAGCUCUGAAUCGGAAUUACGUCAACAGCGUAACGAAAUCGAAAGAACGCGAACGAAAACGGCCGAUUACAAACGGGAGGUCGAUCAGUUGCAGAACACCAUAUCCGAUUUCCGAAAAAAGCGCAAAAUCUUGGAAUCCGAAAUCGACCGUUUGCGCCAACAGUUGACUUCAACGAAGGAGUUGCACAAGGUUUCCGCGGACGAAACCGAAAGAACGCGAACGAAGACGGCCGAUUACAAACGGGAGGUCGAUCAGUUGCAGAACACCAUAUCCGAUUUCCGAAAAGAGCGCAAAAACUCGGAAUCCGAAAUCGAUCGAUUACGCAAACAGUUGACGUUGCACAAGGAUUCCACGAACGAAACCGAAAGAAUGCGAACGAAAACGGCCGAUUACAAACGGGAGGUCGAUCAGUUGCAAAACACCAUAUCCGAUUUGCGAAAAGAGCUCAAAACCUCGGAAUCUAAAAUCGACCGUUUGCGCCAACAAAUGAGAACGAAAACGGCAGAAGUCGAUCG